This is a messenger RNA of Homo sapiens (human), 6257 nucleotides long. RefSeq names its product plexin domain containing 1 (gene PLXDC1). Bases 201 to 1730 code for a protein of 509 amino acids. The record is from RefSeq and is a predicted model, not a curated record. Gene Ontology annotation, cellular component: extracellular region; bicellular tight junction; dendrite. The transcript has 15 exons. Gene Ontology annotation, biological process: spinal cord development. NCBI's taxonomy places the organism in Eukaryota, Metazoa, Chordata, Mammalia, Primates, Hominidae.
GCUCCCGGAGGCCGCAGCCUCCAGCUCCGCUCGCGCUCUCGCCGCUCCUGCCGGCUCGCCCGGCCCCGCGCUCCGCCGUCUCCUCGCCGCCCGCCCCUCCGCCAGCCCCGGGGACCGCGCGGCCGCAGCCUGAGCCAGGGCCCCCUCCCUCGUCAGGACCGGGGCAGCAAGCAGGCCGGGGGCAGGUCCGGGCACCCACCAUGCGAGGCGAGCUCUGGCUCCUGGUGCUGGUGCUCAGGGAGGCUGCCCGGGCGCUGAGCCCCCAGCCCGGAGCAGGUCACGAUGAGGGCCCAGGCUCUGGAUGGGCUGCCAAAGGGACCGUGCGGGGCUGGAACCGGAGAGCCCGAGAGAGCCCUGGGCAUGUGUCAGAGCCGGACAGGACCCAGCUGAGCCAGGACCUGGGUGGGGGCACCCUGGCCAUGGACACGCUGCCAGAUAACAGGACCAGGGUGGUGGAGGACAACCACAGCUAUUAUGUGUCCCGUCUCUAUGGCCCCAGCGAGCCCCACAGCCGGGAACUGUGGGUAGAUGUGGCCGAGGCCAACCGGAGCCAAGUGAAGAUCCACACAAUACUCUCCAACACCCACCGGCAGGCUUCGAGAGUGGUCUUGUCCUUUGAUUUCCCUUUCUACGGGCAUCCUCUGCGGCAGAUCACCAUAGCAACUGGAGGCUUCAUCUUCAUGGGGGACGUGAUCCAUCGGAUGCUCACAGCUACUCAGUAUGUGGCGCCCCUGAUGGCCAACUUCAACCCUGGCUACUCCGACAACUCCACAGUUGUUUACUUUGACAAUGGGACAGUCUUUGUGGUUCAGUGGGACCACGUUUAUCUCCAAGGCUGGGAAGACAAGGGCAGUUUCACCUUCCAGGCAGCUCUGCACCAUGACGGCCGCAUUGUCUUUGCCUAUAAAGAGAUCCCUAUGUCUGUCCCGGAAAUCAGCUCCUCCCAGCAUCCUGUCAAAACCGGCCUAUCGGAUGCCUUCAUGAUUCUCAAUCCAUCCCCGGAUGUGCCAGAAUCUCGGCGAAGGAGCAUCUUUGAAUAUCACCGCAUAGAGCUGGACCCCAGCAAGGUCACCAGCAUGUCGGCCGUGGAGUUCACCCCAUUGCCGACCUGCCUGCAGCAUAGGAGCUGUGACGCCUGCAUGUCCUCAGACCUGACCUUCAACUGCAGCUGGUGCCAUGUCCUCCAGAGGUCCCUCAACAACCAGGAUGAAAACACAUGCUCCAGUGGCUUUGACCGCUAUCGCCAGGAGUGGAUGGACUAUGGCUGUGCACAGGAGGCAGAGGGCAGGAUGUGCGAGGACUUCCAGGAUGAGGACCACGACUCAGCCUCCCCUGACACUUCCUUCAGCCCCUAUGAUGGAGACCUCACCACUACCUCCUCCUCCCUCUUCAUCGACAGCCUCACCACAGAAGAUGACACCAAGUUGAAUCCCUAUGCAGGAGGAGACGGCCUUCAGAACAACCUGUCCCCCAAGACAAAGGGCACUCCUGUGCACCUGGGCACCAUCGUGGGCAUCGUGCUGGCAGUCCUCCUCGUGGCGGCCAUCAUCCUGGCUGGAAUUUACAUCAAUGGCCACCCCACAUCCAAUGCUGCGCUCUUCUUCAUCGAGCGUAGACCUCACCACUGGCCAGCCAUGAAGUUUCGCAGCCACCCUGACCAUUCCACCUAUGCGGAGGUGGAGCCCUCGGGCCAUGAGAAGGAGGGCUUCAUGGAGGCUGAGCAGUGCUGAGAACACCAAGUCUCCCCUUUGAAGACUUUGAGGCCACAGAAAAGACAGUUAAAGCAAAGAAGAGAAGUGACUUUUCCUGGCCUCUCCCAGCAUGCCCUGGGCUGAGAUGAGAUGGUGGUUUAUGGCUCCAGAGCUGCUGCUCGCUUCGUCAGCACACCCCGAAUAUUGAAGAGGGGGCCAAAAAACAACCACAUGGAUUUUUUAUAGGAACAACAACCUAAUCUCAUCCUGUUUUGAUGCAAGGGUUCUCUUCUGUGUCUUGUAACCAUGAAACAGCAGAAGAACUAACAUAACUAACUCCAUUUUUGUUUAAGGGGCCUUUACCUAUUCCUGCACCUAGGCUAGGAUAACUUUAGAGCACUGACAUAAAACGCAAAAACAGGAAUCAUGCCGUUUGCAAAACUAACUCUGGGAUUAAAGGGGAAGCAUGUAAACAGCUAACUGUUUUUGUUAAAGAUUUAUAGGAAUGAGGAGGUUUGGCUAUUGUCACAUGACAGACUGUUAGCCAAGGACAAAGAAGUUCUGCAAACCUCCCCUGGACCCUUGCUGGUGUCCAGAUGUCUGCGGUUGUCAGCCCCUUCCUUUCCCCCGACCUAAACAUAAAAGACAAGGCAAAGCCCGCAUAAUUUUAAGACGGUUCUUUAGGACAUUAGUCCACCAUCUUCUUGGUUUGCUGGCUCUCCGAAAUAAAGUCCCUUUCCUUGCUCCAACUCCUUGUCUCUCAACGUAUUGGCUAUGACGCAGCAAGCAGAAUGAAUUUGGACUCAGUUACAGGCUGUCAAUGGUCUGCUCUGUAGCAGUCUCAGAGCCUCCCCGACCCACUACCUGGAGAUAGCCAGAUAGCCAGAUGCCCUGCUCCUGGCCACCUUUAAAGCCCCUGCAUAUGACACAGGUUAACUAAAGUCAAGAUUGGGGCUGCUGCAUUCCAGGUUCCCUAGACUCACAAGCUGGUCCUUGGCCAGGUGCAGUGGCUCACGCCUGUAAUCCCAGCACUUUGGGAGGCUGAGGCAGGCGGAUCACCUGAAGUCAGAAGUUUGAGACCAGCCUGGCCAACAUAAUUAAAAUGUCUCUACUAAAAAUACAAAAAAUUAGCUGGGUGUGGUGACGCUUGCCUGUAUCCCAGCUACUCAGGAAGCUGAGACACGAGAAUCACUUGAACCUGGGAGGCAGAGGUUGCAGUGAGCUCAGAUAGUGCCACUGCACUCCAGCCUGGGUGACAGAGCGAGACUCCGUCUCAAAAAAAAAAAAAGAAAGCAGAUCCUCAUGGCUAUAGAGUUGGCAUUUUAGCCCCAGCUUCUGUAGCUCUGAAAGCCUAAAGAAGGUAUUCUCUCCAUCUGUUAAACACAGUAUAGUGGCUCUCAGCCCUUGGGGCAUGUUAUCAUGGGAGGGAAGUCAAAUAAGAGGAGAGAAAAGAACUCAAGGGGGAAACUGCAUUUUUAGGCUUUGCUCUCUUACCUUGCCCUUUCUACUCAGAACCAAUAACUUCUGCAUCAAAACAUGUUACAGCCUGCAUCAAGGGCUUUACCCCAACCUGCAGCCCAGCCUUCCCUGGGUGAGCUUGCUAUGCGCAGCCACAUUUACCAUGUGGGGCUCCCUAUUCUGAUGGCCUGUUCGGUGCCGGGUUUACUCACUGCCCUGUUCUGAUGUCAGUGCCUGUACAUACCUCCAAAGGCAGGACUUGCCUGAUAAAUAUUUUUCCUCCUCUGAACUGGAUUUUAUAGGCAUUAAAGACAAGUCGGGUGGCUAGAGGGCUCCUUGAGACAUACCUAGCAGGGAACUGCAGGUGGAUUCUGUUGAGAGGCAAAGCACCUGAGUGGUUGGGACACAGGCAGCUGGCAUGGGAGGGACUUUUUUUGAGACAGGGUCUCACUGUGUCGCCCAGGGCAAGGAUGCCCAAAGACACCAGGUUGGAGAGGCACCUGCCAACUACUUGCUUUCCCUGGAGCCUGCAUGUGCCUGUGGGGUGGGGAGGCGUAGGGGUCUACGGCUGCCUGAGAUGGGUGUGCACAGUGUGUGAAGUACCUACCUCCUUGCCUUGCUGGACUGUCAGCCAGUCGCAGGGCCGGCCACAAGACCCAUGUCUCCAUCUGGUCAUACUCCAUAGCUACCAAGUUAACCUGCUCUAAACUUUGGAGAACUGGAUCUGUCCAAUAAACGCUUAUUUGGCCAAGCCUGAUGGCUCGUGCCUGUACUCCCAGCACUUUGGGAGGCUGAGGUGGGAGGGUUGCUUGAGCCCAGGGGUUUGAGACCAGCUUGGGCAACAACAACAAAAAUGCCAGGUGUGGUGGGGUGCACCUGUAGUCCCAGCUACUAGGGAGGCUGAGCCAGGAGGAUCACUUGAGCCCGGGAGGUUGAGGCUGCAGUGGGGGGUCAUAAUCAUGCCACUGUACUCCAGCCUGGGUGACAGAGUGAGACCCUGUCUCCGAAAAAAAAAAAAAAAAAAAGAACGGAAAAAGAAAUGCUUACAUUGUCAGGGAUCCUGUAGACAAUCAUUAACUCUAUGAGAUGCUUGGUUCUAUUUUUUUGGGAGACUUUGUCCAAGUGUUUUGGCUUAAGAAAUCCAUAGGCCUCUCUUGGUGACACAUCUCUAGUACUUUUUGUCAUAAACAAACAGGCCAUCUGCCGCCAAAUACAUCCACUCCCCAUGCCACUGACAUCCUAUGGGUCAGCCAGGCUUGCUUUGACUGAGGCCGAGGCAUCUGGAACUUUCUCUGCCUGCAGGGGCUAGCAGCAGAGGCUUCACCGCAUCACCACCCCUUCCUCCACUCCUGACAUUCUUUCCCUUCAGGGAUCCAAAAUGGUUGGCCGAGCUCCCAGUGGGAAAACGUGUGCUAGAGUUGGGGAGUGAGAUGAGUGGUGCUGUCCAUGGAAUCAGGCCACAGCAGGAACUGCCCCACUGGCCAUUUGAGACACACACAGGUGGUAAAUGCUCUGCUGGUGGGCUGUGCUUCCCUCAUUCAGAGAGCUCUGUUACAGCCCACUGUGUCCUUUAGAAGCUUGAAAGGAACCCAACUCUUUGCUGCACUGUCCUUUUUCUUCCUCAAAUUCAGACCCUCCUUCCACCGGCACCCCCCUACUCCACCCUCAGCUCUUCCUUGCCUGGUUUAUCAAGCAGAGCUGAGGCCCCACGUUUCCAACUCUGAUUGUCACUUGCAUCUUCACAAAGGAUAAACCACGGAGCAACUGGAAAACCAUCAGCCAAGCGUUCGGAUGAGUCUGGUUAUUGGUCCACCCCCGACCAGAUUCCCUUACACUUAACUCACUUCUUUCUUUGGCAAUGACCCUCAUGACAUGUAUAAAUGGGUAUGACUAAGAAGAGGCUGUGAUCUAACAUUUAUUUGCUGCCAUUUUUUACUCUGGGGAGAAGCAGCCCCAACUCAUCACUGGGAAAGAACUCCCCCUGCAAACCAGCUAAAUUUGAUAAUUUAAACCCCCUGCCCCUAAAACUUCUCACAGAGCUGGGGAGUUGGUGGCAACUUUCCAAGUCAAGGUCUUGCUUAGAAAGUCCUUCACUACAUGGCCAGGUGCAGUGGCUCACGCCUGUAGUCCCAGGUACUUGGGAGCCUGAGGCAGGAGGAUUGCUUGAGCUCAGGAGUUCAAGGCUGCAGAGAGCUAUGAUCAUCCCACUGCAUUUGUUUAAAAAUAAAUUUUUAAAAUUUGUGUGUUUUAUCAGGGGUCUCCUGUACAGUGUAUCUGUGUAUGUUUGUGUGUGUGUUUGUAUACAGCCUUGUUUAAUGUUUUGAGCAAUAAGAUAUGCACACACAGGUAUUUUGUUGCUAAAGAGAUUGGACAAGGUUGUAGCUGUGCUCAGGCUUCAGCUUGGUUUGUUAAAUUGAGAGAUAAACAAUGACAAGAGCUGCCAGCCAACCACACUAUUCAAAAAGCAAAGUGUUCACCACUAAAGCUAACCAUUCAUCUGGUUGCAGGCAAGGCUAAGGCUCUCUCUCCUCUAGUUCCUGGAACAGACUCACAGAUUGGCAUGAAGCACUGAUCAGGGGCUGCACUCAGACUCCCUGGCCAAGCAAACCUACACCAGAAGAGUCAGUGUCACAGAUAUGAUGCGGCCAAUCUCUGUCUCCAAAAACCUACCUGAACUUAAUGGUAGAAUUCAAAGAUCUGGGGACUGAGGGCACCCAGCCUUCUAAAACACAAUGUAUUCAUGUGUUUAGUGUAAACUCUCUGCAUGGAUUCUCAGUGUUAAUAAUAAAAGGAAGCAUUCUUUUACAACUCCUGCUGUGUGCAAAAGAAAGUGCAAAGGAUUUGGAGUGGCAUUCCGAAGAUCACCACACAUACCUUGGUUCUGAUGGCUGCUGAACUCCGACUUCUUCGCUGAGACAUGACUGUGGGAACAGCCUCCAGCUAUCUGCUCAUCAGAGGUGCUUUCCUCAACCUCCUGCACCACCUCCAAGAGAAACAGCCUAAAAAGAAACCCCAGCUGUUUACUUAUAUUGGUCUGUAAAUCCCUGGAAGUAAACCCCAUGCAUUUUUAUCUACUGUCUGAGGACAUACAAUAAAUCUGAGAAAGUC